Molecule: messenger RNA, 1545 nt
Organism: Bacidia gigantensis
Lineage: Eukaryota; Fungi; Ascomycota; Lecanoromycetes; Lecanorales; Ramalinaceae
Exons: 3
Coding region: 1-1545 (514 amino acids)
Biological process (GO): mRNA splicing, via spliceosome
Cellular component (GO): U4/U6 x U5 tri-snRNP complex
Molecular function (GO): protein binding; U6 snRNA binding; U4 snRNA binding
Source: RefSeq, a predicted model, not a curated record
AUGCACCCUUCGCGAAGAGCGUAUGUGGAGGAGGGUGCCCCUGAUGAUGAAGAUGGCGUGGACUUGGCUAACAUACCUGUCGAUCAUGACCACUUUGUACCAGCCAAUGCUGCUGGCAUAGCGCCAGAGAAAGCUUCGGCAAUCAUAUCGCAGUUUGAGAGGAAACGAAGAGCAGCUGCUAUUGCAGUACCUACAGAUGAUGGCCGUGUCCGCCAGCAGCUGCGUUCGAUGGGUCAGCCCAUCACGCUUUUCGGCGAGGGACCCGGCGACAGACGAGAUAGGUUGAGAGAGUUGCUUACCCAGCAAGCAGAGGAAGCGGGAGGGGGUGGGGAUCUACAAAUGCAAGAAAUGACGCAGGACGACACUGGGCAAGGGGACCAAGAUGAAGAGUUCUAUACUGAGGGAAUGAGUGAGCUUUGCGAAGCCCGAAGGGCCAUCGCACGAUAUUCGCUGCCUCAAGCAAAGGCGCGGAUAGCAAAUCAGACUAUAGAGUCAACCAUCCCUCUGCGCACCCACAUCAAGCAUCGUAAAGCCAUCAAAGAGCGACUUGCCGAUUUCGAGCUCUUUGGCACUCAAAUCGCCGGAGAUCGGCCUGUGAGCUUAGUCCGCUUUUCGCCCAGUGGAGAGACCAUUGCAGCAGGCAAUUGGUCCGGCGGGGUCAGGCUCCUCAGUGUCCCAAAUCUUGAUGACGAACGAGUCUUACGAGGCCACACGGACAGGGUCGGCGGUGUUUCAUGGUAUCCAAAUGCUACGUUACCUGGCACUAGGGUGUCACCGGAAUCUGUCAACCUAGCCACUGGUGGUGGAGAGGGCAGCAUUCAUCUCUGGAAUCUUGCUCAAGACACCCCCAUCUCGACUCUUUCUGGGCACACGGGCCGGGUCUGUCGUGUCGACUUCCAUCCGUCAGGUCAAUACUUGGCUUCCGCUUCAUUUGAUACUACAUGGCGUCUCUGGGACGUAAACACAGCUACAGAACUUCUCCUCCAAGAAGGCCACUCACGCGAGGUAUACGCCCUUAGCUUUAACACAGACGGCAGCCUCCUUGCUAGCGCAGGGCUGGAUAGCAUUGGGAGAAUCUGGGAUCUACGGACUGGUCGCACUGUGAUGAUAUUAGACAAGCAUAUCAAAGACAUCUACGCCUUAGACUGGAACUAUGAUGGCCAUCGAAUUCUAUCUGGUUCUGGUGACGGUUUUGCCCGAUGCUGGGAUUUGCGGUUAGUGCGUGAAGCCGGUGUCAUUGGGGCGAACAGGGGCGGCGUAACGGACUUGAGAUGGUUCAAGGGCGAGGACUGUAUGCUACCUCCCGCGAGAGAUGAGAAGGGAGAGGUUCAGCCUAAAAAGACAGGCACGUUCUUCAUUUCUGGUGGCUUUGACAAGAACGUCAAGGUCUUCUCCGCCGACGAUUGGGCUCUUGAGAAGACACUCAGCGGGCAUUCUGGGAACGUUCUGGGCGUGGAUGUUACCCGCGAUGCCAGGUGGAUUGCCAGCUGUGGUCAUGAUCGGACUGUGAAGCUGUGGGGUCGCGAUGACGGGGAGAGUGUCUGA